AUGGGUAAGCCCCUGGGCACCACCUUUCUCAUCGUCAGCAUCAUCAUCCUCAUCCUAGGAUCCCAUCGCUAUUUCGAGUGCCAACACUGGGUCGUCCAGGGGAAGUUCCCAGUAAGCCGCGGUAGCAUUAUUUUGGUUAUGGCCCUGAGUUUCGCCUUAAUUGUCGCUAGCCUCAUGGUUGUGAUUGUCGUGGGACCGUCGCCAUCGAAAAGUUAUGGUUAG
Messenger RNA from Blumeria graminis f. sp. triticale, 222 nucleotides. Lineage: Eukaryota; Fungi; Ascomycota; Leotiomycetes; Helotiales; Erysiphaceae. The record is from the annotation of a GenBank genome assembly.